UAUUUUUUUCUGGCGAAGGUAGAAUAUUAAAAGUAUUGAUUUGUCCCCCGAACCAUUUAAACCCAACCAGAAUAUCCUACAUUUAUAGCUGUACAGUGGACUUAAAGCCGCAAAAUGGCAGAUCAACUAACAGAAGAACAGAUAGCAGAAUUCAAAGAGGCAUUCAGCCUUUUUGACAAGGAUGGAGAUGGAACCAUCACAACCAAAGAACUGGGUACAGUUAUGAGAUCCCUAGGACAAAAUCCUACAGAGGCAGAGCUUCAAGACAUGAUUAACGAAGUUGAUGCUGAUGGAAAUGGAACCAUAGAUUUUCCCGAAUUUCUUACAAUGAUGGCAAAGAAAAUGAAGGACACUGAUUCCGAAGAGGAGAUGAGAGAAGCCUUCCGGGUGUUCGAUAAAGAUGGAAACGGUUUUAUUAGUUCAGCAGAACUUCGUCACGUGAUGACAAGUUUGGGCGAGAGAUUAUCAGAGGAAGAAGUGAAUGAAAUGAUCAGGGAAGCCGAUAUUGAUGGAGACGGUACCGUGAAUUACGAAGAAUUUGUCAAAAUGAUGACCAACAAGUAGAAUGCGAAGAUGCAAUGUCGUAAAGAGCAGUUCAGAUGUUAUCAUAUUAUUUUACGCAAAACAAUUUAUUAUUGCAUUCUUUUUAAAGAUGUGACAUAUGUCAUAUAAUAAUGCAUGAUAAGAUUAAUGUGUUAUUUAGCCUUUUUAGCGUUUAUGAACAUUUGUGAUAAUAAACACGUGUCUUGAACAUGAAGACAUUGCAAUAGAA
This is a messenger RNA of Magallana angulata, 772 nucleotides long. Its product is annotated as calmodulin-like. Lineage: Eukaryota; Metazoa; Mollusca; Bivalvia; Ostreida; Ostreidae. The record is from RefSeq and is a predicted model, not a curated record. Gene Ontology annotation, molecular function: calcium ion binding; enzyme regulator activity. The coding region runs from base 115 to 564 and encodes 149 amino acids. The transcript has 5 exons.